Sorex fumeus (smoky shrew) is the source of this 600-nucleotide messenger RNA. RefSeq names its product teratocarcinoma-derived growth factor 1-like. The coding region runs from base 43 to 600 and encodes 185 amino acids. The transcript has a single exon. NCBI's taxonomy places the organism in Eukaryota, Metazoa, Chordata, Mammalia, Eulipotyphla, Soricidae. The record is from RefSeq and is a predicted model, not a curated record.
CCUGGGGCCAGAACAUUCCCACAGGCAGAAGCUGAAGUGGAAAUGGCCUUGAACUCUGCGGCUUCCUUCUGCCCUGGUGUGAUUUGGAUCAUGGUCAUUUCCAGAGCAUUGGAAUUAGUUGCUGGUCUGGCCAGCAGAAGUGACAACAUUGGACCCCGCGAGGAGCCUGCAGUUUGCCUUCAGUCUUUGCAGUUUGUGUCUUCCCCCGGAAUCCUGGACAGUAAGGAGCUCAACAGAAUCUGCUGUCUGAAUGGGGGAACCUGCAUGCUGGGGUCGUUCUGUGCCUGCCCCCCCUCCUUCUAUGGACGCAAUUGUGAGCAUGAUGUGUGCAAAGAGAACUGCGGUUCCCUGCGCCAUGGCUCCUGGCUGCCCGGGAAGUGUUCCAUGUGUAAGUGCUGGCAUGGCCAGCUUCGCUGCUUUUCACAGGCAUUUCUACCUGGUUGUGAUGGCCAGGUGAUGGAUGACCACCUCACAGCCUCCAGGACUCCUGGGUUAGCACCGUCUGUGCACACCAUGCUCUUGCUCCCUGGCUUCUGCCUCGUUCUACAAAGCUACCAUAUUUAUGUGCAAUUUUUGUCAGGCAAAUUUUAUGGUCAAUAA